Messenger RNA from Pelobates fuscus (common spadefoot toad), 2035 nucleotides. RefSeq names its product TATA-box binding protein associated factor 15 (gene TAF15). The transcript has 16 exons. Bases 144 to 1733 code for a protein of 529 amino acids. Lineage: Eukaryota; Metazoa; Chordata; Amphibia; Anura; Pelobatidae. Gene Ontology annotation, biological process: regulation of DNA-templated transcription. Gene Ontology annotation, cellular component: nucleus. Gene Ontology annotation, molecular function: transcription coregulator activity; RNA binding. The record is from RefSeq and is a predicted model, not a curated record.
UCUUUUGCCUUUAGAGUGAGCGUGCCUGCCUUCCUUCCGUCGCGCUCUGGUGACAUCCUCGCCGUACACACACACUCGAUAGAUUUCCCCGCGCGCGGUGCCUACAUUUUGUGCGAGGCUCGGUGAUCUCUCUUGCCGCCAUCAUGUCCUCAGAUCCUGGCAGCUAUGGAAACUAUGGAGGUCAACCACAACAAAACUACUCUGGAUAUGGAAAUCAGGGAGGCCAAAAUGUAGGACAACCAGCUCAAGAUUACUCUAGUUAUGGGCAGACAGCGGAGCCAUCAUCCUAUGGACAGAGCUAUGGAGGUUACAGUUCUGGCUAUGGACAAAGUCAGUCAGGUUACGGACAGCCCUCUCAGUGGCAAGGUAGCUCUUCGUAUGAUGGCCAACAACCUUUUGCAGGCUAUGAACAACAAAGCAAAGACUCUUCUAGAGGAGGGUUAAGCAGCAAAACACCCUCCACUGAUACUCGAUCAGAUAGCAGUGGGCUGCCACUUCAGCAGCAAGAGCCCUGUGAUCCACCGGGAUUUGACCAGAAGGAACGACCGGGUUUUGGACAGCAGCCAGGCCCCUAUGAUCAGCAGGGAUAUGGCCAGAAGGAGCGAUUGGGUUACGGGCAGCACCAACAAGGGUCCUUUGAUCAACCAGGAUAUGUCCAGAAGGAAAGAUCAGGUCUAGGGCAGCAGCCAGGUUCCCUUGAACAGGGUUAUGGCCAGAAGGAGCGACCAGGAUAUGGACCGCAGCAGGGGUCCUAUGAUCAACAAGGAUAUGGCCAGAAGGAGCGAUCAAGUUAUGGGCAGCAGCAAGGAUCCUAUGAUCAGCCUGGCUAUGGGCAGCAACCGUCUCUCCACUCAAGAAAAGAAGAAUAUAGCCAUUCUCAAGAUGACAGUCGUCGGGACUCAAGCAGGUAUGGUGAUAAUAGCAGAGGUUACAGUGAGUCACAGAGUUUUGGAGGUGGCCGAAGUCGUGGGGGUUUUGACUCAGAUCGAAGGGGCAAUUCAGAGGGUCUGAGCGGUGGUGACCGAGGUGGCUUCAAAAAUUUUGGUGGUCCUAGAGACUCUGGGAGCAAGCCAGAUCAUGAUGGUGAAGACAACUCCGACAAUAACACCAUAUUUGUCCAGGGUUUAACUGAGGAUGCAACACCUGAGCAGGUGGCUGACUAUUUCAAACAGAUUGGUAUUAUAAAGACCAAUAAGAAGACCGGCAAACCAAUGAUAAACAUUUACACUGACAAAGAAACUGGCAAAUCCAAGGGAGAGGCCACAGUGUCAUUUGAUGACCCUCCUUCAGCCAAAGCAGCCAUUACUUGGUUUGAUGGAAAAGAUUUUCUUGGAAAAAAUAUUAAGGUCUCCUUUGCUACUCGGAGGCCUGAAUUCCUGAGAGGUGGUGCAUCUAGUGCAUCUGGUGGAAGACGGGGUGGUGGUUCUCGAGGUGGUGGAGGCUAUGGAGGGGGUCGUGGCUCUUUCAGAGGUGGUAGCGGAGCGCCACAAAACGGUGACUGGCUGUGCCCAAAUCCAUCAUGUGGAAAUGUCAACUUUGCUAGAAGAGACUCGUGUAAUCAGUGCAGUGAACCAAGACCAGAAGACUCCCGAGGCGGUGAUCGUGGAAGAGGUGGCUAUGGAGGAGAUAGAGGAUUCAGAGGACGUGGAAGAGGAGGCGAUAGAGGCGGGUAUGGCGGAAAGAUGGGAGGCCGAAAUGACUUUAGAGGUGACCAGCGUAAUCGGCCUUACUGAACUGAAUAUCAUCUCAUCGUGUCACCUCCUCCUUGUUUGCAAGUGACCCUAUAGGCUUAGGAUUGUGUCAGAGGAUUCUUACUUGAUUUUCUUUGUUUUGACUUUCCCUCCUCCCCAAAAUGUGAUAUAUAUUUUUUGUUUUGUUAUUAUAAUUUUUUUUUUUUUUAAUUAUAGCAAACCCUUUGCAGUUUAACGAAUUUACUGAUUUUUGUCCACAAUUUCUUCAAUUUGAUCUAAAUCAGAAUAUGAAAUAUUGCCAAAAUACAUGUUUUUGUAAUACAAUAAACACAACUUUGUUUUUA